Bacillus rossius redtenbacheri is the source of this 525-nucleotide messenger RNA. RefSeq lists its product as uncharacterized. The record is from RefSeq and is a predicted model, not a curated record. Gene Ontology annotation, cellular component: extracellular region. Bases 82 to 381 code for a protein of 99 amino acids. NCBI's taxonomy places the organism in Eukaryota, Metazoa, Arthropoda, Insecta, Phasmatodea, Bacillidae. Gene Ontology annotation, molecular function: chitin binding. The transcript has 3 exons.
CGGUAUAAAACCGUCUACGUUGCACGUGAACCAAUCACAAGUCAGUAGUGUGUCUGGACGAAGAUUCUUCUAUCAGGCAAAAUGAAAGCCCUGCUCGCCCUCGCCCUCGCCCUCGCCCUGGGCCUGGCCGCGUGCGCGCGCGCCGCCGAUGACGUCACGGCCAUCCACGUGAGCCAGUGGCAGCAGUUCAAGGACAAGUGCAACCACAGCUCCAGCGAGUACGACCCCAGCUUCUUCCCCGUCGGCAACCUGGACGACUGCAACAAGUACUUCGACUGCCGCGGCUCCUUCCUGCCCAUGUUCCACUGCCCCGACGGCCAGGACUUCAACGCCAAGCUGAAGAAGUGCGACACGCCAGCGAAUGCCGGCUGCUCCAACUAGGACACUGCCCUAGAUCCUGUCGACCAGGACAGGGCCCUAGAUCCUGUCGACAGCCGCGGCCAACAUCCAGCCAGGGAGGCCAGCGAACUGACUGGAACGUGGUGUUUUCACAUGCUACUAAUUAAAUAACGCAUUUAUUUUUGG